Penicillium canariense is the source of this 336-nucleotide messenger RNA. Its product is annotated as L-arabonate dehydratase. The transcript is spliced from 3 exons. Gene Ontology annotation, molecular function: hydro-lyase activity. Bases 1 to 336 code for a protein of 111 amino acids. NCBI's taxonomy places the organism in Eukaryota, Fungi, Ascomycota, Eurotiomycetes, Eurotiales, Aspergillaceae. The record is from RefSeq and is a predicted model, not a curated record.
AUGCGUGGUGUUGGCCUACUAGGCUAUCUAGGUGCGGCGGAGGUCGUCAAUAUGCACCUACCAGGCCGAUUACUGAACCUAGAGGCUGCUGCCGGAGGAAAUCUUGCCAUUCUCCGAAACGGUGACAAACUUCGCAUUGAUGUACUAAAUCGACGAGUCGAUAUCCUCAUUAGCCAUGAAGAAAUCGCACAGCGAAGGAAGGAGGUGUUCGGCACACUAUGGCAGGAGAUCUUCCGCCAGGAAACCGAUCAAUUGUCUAGCGGUAUGGUGCUGAAGAAGGCUGUGAAAUAUCAACGCCUGGCGCAAACAAACGGUCCACUAAGGCACAAUCAUUAA